Molecule: messenger RNA, 1398 nt
Organism: Rhizopus microsporus ATCC 52813
Lineage: Eukaryota; Fungi; Mucoromycota; Mucoromycetes; Mucorales; Rhizopodaceae
Exons: 4
Coding region: 1-1398 (465 amino acids)
Biological process (GO): carbohydrate metabolic process; chitin catabolic process
Cellular component (GO): extracellular region
Molecular function (GO): chitin binding; chitinase activity
Source: RefSeq, a predicted model, not a curated record
AUGCGUAAUCUUUUAUUCAUUCUCAUUGCACUCUGUGUGCUCUUUACUUACACUGCAUCUGCUGCUUCUCACACCAAGGGACACUCCAAGCAUAAGAGUGUCGCUCAUCAUCACAAUAAGCAUUCUCCCAAGAAACAUCAUACACCUGCCCAUCAUUCUACUGGAAAGAAGAAGAAGACUACCAAGAAAGUUACCAAGAAGACCUCCAAGAAGGGCUCCAAGAAAGGCUCCAAGAAAUCCACUACCAAGAAGACGCCUACCACUCAUGCUCACCAAAAGGCUUACCCUAAGCACAAGAUAGUUGCUUAUGUGCUUGACUGGGAUACCCCCAAGAACAUCGUAUGGAACAAGUUAGAUCACAUUGUCUAUGCCUUUGCUGAACCCAAUGUCAAGGGUGACCUCAAGAACUUUGAUGGCAACAACUUGAAGAAACUUGUUAAUGAAGCUCAUAAGCACAAUGUUGGUGUCAGUAUCAGUGUUGCUGGCUGGUCCGGAUCCAUCCACAUGAGUUCUCUCGUUGCUGAUGCUAACCGCGAAACCUUUGCUAGCAAAAUUGUUGCCUUAGUUGACAAGUAUAAUCUCGAUGGUGUCAACUUGGAUUGGGAAUUCCCCAAUAGCCCUGACAGCAUUGCUUGCAGUGAAAGAAACCCCAUGGAUACCGCCAACUAUCUUGCUCUCUUCCAAGCAUUGCGCAAGAAGCUUGAUGCAAAAUACCCCAAGAUCCACAAGGCUCUCACUGUUGCUGCUCCUGUUGGUCCCUUCAAUGAUGAAAAUGGCCGUGGUAUCAGACGCUUGGAUCCUGCCUGGGCCACCACUGUUGAUUACUUCUACCUCAUGUCCUAUGAAUAUAACGGUUCCUGGAACAGUGUUGCUGCUCCUAAUGCUGCCAUCCGUGGUUCUUCUCAUGGUUGGGGUGUUGAUACCACCGUUGGUUUCUGGGCCAACGCAGGUAUUCCCAAGAACAAGAUGCAUAUCGGUAUUACCUUCUACGGUAAGGCUCUCAAGACUGCUCAACCCAUCACCGAAACUUCUGGUAUGUAUGUCAAGCUUGACGGCCAUAUUCCUAUCCAAGGUGAUAAGCACGAUGAAUUGGCCGCCGAUCCUUGCCCUGGUGCUAAGCCUGGCUACACUGGUGAAUUCCAAUACAGAUCUAUCGUUGCUCAAGGUAUUCAACAAAACAAGAAUGGUUGGAAGUCCUACUGGGAUGAACAAUCUCAAACUCCCUAUGCCUUCCAUGCUGCUGACUCCAAGUUUUUGACCUUUGAAAACCCCAAGUCUAUCCAGGCCAAGAUGGAAUAUGCUAAGUCUGAAGGUCUUGCUGGUUGCAUGAUUUGGUCUCUUGAAAUGGAUGAUCCCAAGCACAGCCUGUUGAAUGCUGUCCAAAGCGCUAGACAUUAA